GAUAACAUCAACAGACGUAUCACGGCUACAGGACAAACUUGGCCGUUAGGGCGGUGAGCAAAGGCUAAAACCGAGUUAUUUAUUUAAUUUCUUGCAAAGAAGGUCGCUGCCUGCGUCAUUCCCCUUUAAAGCAGCUCGCCCGUGCUUGAGCAGCCGGAACUCCGCCUGGUGUCUAUUCGCCGUGUGGGGGAAAGGUAGAGCCGCAGCCUUGGAGACAGCGCCCGCUGCGGCGGAUCCUCUCUCUCAUCUGGACACAACACUGGCUCCAGCUUCGGGACACACUGCCGGCCGCGAACUCGAGUCCUCGCCAUGGUGUCCUGGAUGAUCUCACGCCUGGUAGUGCUAAUAUUCGGCACUCUGUACCCUGCAUACUCUUCUUACAAGGCAGUCAAAACGAAAAAUGUUAAGGAAUAUGUGAAGUGGAUGAUGUAUUGGAUAGUAUUUGCAUUUUUUACCACAGCAGAGACUCUCACAGAUCUAAUCCUGUCAUGGUUUCCGUUUUAUUUUGAGUUGAAGAUUGCUUUCGUUAUCUGGUUGUUGUCUCCAUACACAAAAGGCUCCAGCGUUCUGUACAGAAAAUUUGUUCAUCCAACCUUAUCCAGCAAAGAGAAGGAAAUUGACGAGUACAUCAGCCAAGCCAAAGAUCGCAGUUAUCAGACCAUGAUGCGGUUUGGCAAACGUGGACUCAAUCUUGCUGCCAACGCUGCAGUAACAGCUGCCGCUAAGGGUCAAGGAGUGCUGUCGGACAAGCUGCGGAGUUUCAGCAUGCAGGACCUGACGUUACUCCGAGAUGAGGACUCUAUUCACCUGCGCAGUCCUGACCCCCGCAUGAGAACAUCCACAGGCAAUCUUCUGGAAACAAUAAGCGAUUCUGACACACGCCGGCUUUCUUCAGGGGAAGAACUGGGAAAUGCACAGGCCCAGAAGUCAGAUGGAGAGCAGCCAGAUGUGAAACUUGAACAAGCAGAUGAAGAUACCGUGGACAAAGUACCAAAACGCACCCAGAGCCUUAAAGCCAGUAAACAAAAACUUCAGCGUUCAGAGCCACAAUCGAAGAGUGUAAAGUUACGCGCUAAAAAGAAAGCCACCAGCACCGCCAGCAGUCCCGAGUCCGCGUGAGCUGGAUCGCGUGGGGAAGAAGCCGUACAGAGUGCCACAAGUCUUUCCAUCUGCCUUCAGUACAUCACAGAUUUGAGUCUUGCUUCAAGCAGAGAAACUGCCUCAGCAUAAUGGAAGAGCUAUACCUUGUAAAUAGGAGCUUGGGCACUGUGUCUUUAGCAGGUAUGGGGGAAUGCAGUCGUCACCACAGCAUAGCAAUACUUGAGCUGUUGUUGAGGGACUAGACUUAAGUAAUCUUGCUCAGUGUUAUAUAUGCAUCUCAUCCACAGUAUUCAAAAUAAAGUUCCACCAAAAUAUCUCCUAGGAAAUAUUAAGCCAUUCUUAUGUUUGCAAUCACCAUUACUUCCCUUUGGAUUAUUUUUCUUCCCCCAUUUAUAUCACUUCCUGCUCCGUAUGGUCUCUGUGAAAAGGCAGCAUGGGAAUAAUAACUAUGAAUUUUAACAUCAGUGAAUAAAAAAAGGUGCCUGGAAGUGACCACGUGAAUAGCUAUUGCAAACUCGACCUUAAGCUAACCUAGAGGGUUUUAGCUUGCACUCUAUUUGAACUGAUAAAGAGAAGGAAAGCUGGCUGAGGUGUUUUGUGAUGGUCCUGUAAUUUUUUGGAAUCAGGAAAUCUUAUAAACUGAAGAUACAGUAUGAGAAAUGUUUUUAAACUUGUUAUGUUUUCAGAUUUUAGUUCUGUAACUUAAUAUUUCACCUAAUUUAACAAACCAGCUAUCUCAAAAAAUAAAGAAAAUACGUUAAACAAAGUAAUUAGAUUUUUAAAAUAUAUUGUCAUAUUUAGAUCUUUAGAUGUCAUUGGUAGCAGACUCACUGUAUUCAAUCAGAAUUAAAACUAUGCACUGGAAAUUUAUUUUCAGAAUUAGAAAAUCGCAUUGCAAGAAUGAACAGGAAAGCAUGCUUAACUAACAUACUACAAACGGAAAACUGUGCGUGGGGGUUAUAUCUUCAUGGGAAUUUGGUAGCAUUAAAAUGAAUGUGAGGGUUUUUGUUGAGUUGGAAAUUUAUACAUUGAUUGUGAGAAAGUGAUUUGGAAUUCUAAAUAAUGGAAGUAGAUGGAAAGUGACUUGGGUUUGCUGGAAAUCUGUGCCGUGGAAGUGAUGAGAGGGGACUAUUCGUUUGGAAUUGUACAUAGUGUAUAAGGAGAGCUGGGGACUGUGAAAUAGAGAAGCCGCCAGAGAUUUGGUUCAGUGAGAGGAAACUGAUUGCUGCAUUGGAAAUCUGAACUAGGAUAUGGAAUUGAUUGUCCUUUCAUUAAUAGAACUGGGAUUCUGAAAUGGAAUGUAUUGAUGUUAUUUUCACCAAUUUCCCAGAACUACAACUGCAUUCAGAGAUCCAGGUUCAUGUAGCCUAAUGAUUACCUGUUUUUGAAUGUCUGCAUGGUUUUCCUAUGCACUAGAAGUAGUUGAAAUAGAAUUUUCUAACUGUUAUAUAGACAUCUAGGAUCAGAACAUUAUUACCACGCUGCUUUCCAGAAUCUCCCUGUAGGUUUUAAGAGAUGGCUGGUGAUGAACCAUAAAUAGUAAUUUAAUCAGUUUCUGGUGCUCUUGAAAACCAUGAGUGUGAAGUGAGAUUGAUUUAUGAAGAUCAAGGUAAAAUAAAUUGGCUGCCAAGUGCUUGCUGUUCCCUAAUCUGUGUAGCAUGCCGUUUAGUUAUUGUUCAUGUUUUAGUAUUUACCAGUAGAUACUGUACAUACAGUGGGGCUGAAGUAAUGUCACAUGAAUGAAAAUAUAGUGAUGUAGGAAAUGAAGCUGUGUGAAAUCAUGUGAUUAUAACUGGAAUAUAGAUAUUUUUGCAAAUGCAUUACCAGGAUAUGCGCUAUACUGUACAUGAUGUACCGGACUGAACAAAAUGUAUAACUUUUAAUACACUGAAUAAAAGCCUUCAGUUAUCACUCUAUACUAGAGGUCAGUGUAGUAAGCAUGUUAUUUCAGUGAGUGCCCCAAUUACCUCCUCCUACAUGUUUACAUGAUUUCUGUGUUAUCAUUAAUACCUGGGUUAUUUACAAUUUUUGUAAAGAGAACAUUUAAAAUUACAACUUACAAUCUCAGUUUAUUACAAACAUACAUCUGUUAGUUAGUCUACACUGUUAGUUGUUACUGACCCAGACAAAAAUAUACUAGAUUCAAAUUCUAUCCAAUUUAUUACAAAACACAUACAAUGCUGAAAGUUAUACUUUGAUACCCAAAUCCCAAAAAGUGUAACAUACUUUGAAUGUCAUUUGAGCUGAGCAGUUCUCUCUAGCUACUGCUUGUUGUUUUACUAGAUCUACCCACCAUCGAAACUUGAUUGUAGUUAGAAAUACUGAUAGCAAAUGAUGGAAAAUGAAAUAUACUGGUUCUCCAUUAUUGCUGGAACAAGAUAAACCAGCCCCACUCACGUAAUGGGAGAAAUGUGAAUGUAUCUCAUUGAUGUUUAGCACCUCAAAACAUUUUCAUGCUGUAAAUUUUCAAUUGACUGACAUUCACAAUGAUCAAUAGGUUUUCAUAUCAGGAACAAAUGCUGGUUUCCUGCAGAAAACUUCAUUAAUGGGAGAAUAUUUAGACAAAACCUUAAAGAUGCACAUGGUUAACCUAUCAGGUUCCCACUAAUCUGAGAAUUUAUGGAGGGUAUUACAAUAAUUCAUUUGCACUCCAUUUGCGAGGAAUAUUGGUCUCACAAGAAGCUUUUGUUCUUUGCUGUACAUGGUCACUAUUUAAAGAUAUUUUAGGUGAAUGUGCUUGACAAACGUCUUUCAUCUCAAUAUUAGUUAUAUGUGGUAUCUUGUUUAUUUUCAAGAUACUUAUUCAAUAACUAAUUAUUGGCAUUGGUGACAGGUCUUAUAGAAAUUUAUGAGGUAGGAAGCCAUCCAACUCGAUGUUUAUGAUCCCUUGUAUCUAUUAGUAACCUGCAAAGCUUUGCAGUGAUUUGCUUAGUAUGUAUAAUUAAGAAAAACUGAUAUUUUUCAUGUCAGUCAUUCAUAAGAUAGCUCUUAUCAAAGCCUCAGGUACUCAUAUUAAUUAAAGUCCUCUGUACUUCCUCAAACUAUGUACAUCUGGAUUUGGAUGUCAGGGUUCGGCAGUGUUUAAUAUUGAUAUCCCAUGGGGAACCCAGUGUCCUGCAAGCCUCAGCCUUGUGCUUCAUACAUAAAGACCCAGGUAUUUUUUUCUAUUAUUAUGCUAGUCUGUGCUGACUAAUGCAUUCCUCUCAAUGUAAGAAAUAUAAUGCCAAUUAUUUUUUUUUAUUUCUGAAUGUUAUGCAAGAUGUUCAGUUGAGUUUGCUUAAAGUCUCAAGUAGUGUGCCUCACUUGUUUUAAACUGUAUACAUUGUUUUCAUUAUCAGAUCUUGUUGCCCUUGGUGUAUUUUAUUACUGCUGCAUUAGAGCUGGAGACUUGGCCUAGGUUUGAAAAAAAAUAUACAGACACACCCUCUUCUCUGUAAUUUCACUGUACUGGGUUUCUCAUUACAUAGCUGAGCCAGGGAAGUUCCUGCUUUUAUUUCCAUUUUGCACUGUUAACUAAUCUAACUUUAGCUGGUGAAGUGGAAAAGAUGUUAAAAAUUACCUCACAGAAUCUGUGAAAUCAGGAACCAAUCAGUCUCCAAUGACUCCUCAAACCCCUUUGGUAAAGAAGCAUCGAGGGAUCUUGAUGAAGAAUAGCUAUUGGACUCAAAAUUCACUAAGGCGCACUGUGACAAAGCAAUGGAGGUUGGAGACACGAUGCAUUAAAAACAGAAAGCUGAUGUGGAGUAAAGACUCCAAAGGAGCUUUGAGAAUUAACUGCUAUUUCCAAUCACAUCUGCAGAGAAAUAAGUUUAUCCUCUUUUCCAAAAACAUUCUGAAUGCUCCUCUAUCCAUGUAACUAAUUAGUUCUCUUCAAUGCAAGUGGUUAUUGCUAACCACUCAUAAAUAUAUAUUAAGUUAUUUGGUGAAUAGAUUAAACUGGAUAUAAUAUUUUAGGUGGUAAUGCUUUCAUUUAUUUUGCUCUCUCAAAAAUGGUGUAAAGUUCUAUAAGAAAUUCCAUGGAGCAUGAACAAGUCUUUGUAUGGAAGUAUUUAGUCCCAUUCAACAAGAGGGUUUAGAGAACCAUAAAACAGUACAAUACAGAGGCUAUUCAGCCCAUCAUGUCCAGGUCAGCAUCCACAGUCCACCCACAAUCUCCAACUGUUAGUUUACUGCUGGACUAUAAGCCAAAAUCCAAAGAUGGUGCUCCAAUGUCUACUCACCAAGAUCAUCUGCAACAAGGAUUCAAGUUUGAUAUUCACUUCCAUCCAUUUCUAUGAAGUAAAGAAUGGAACAGAAUAAUUGCCGGCAUUCUCACUCCUGAAAGCAAAGUCAGGAACAUUUCCGGCUACAUACUGAAUCAGAUUUACUAGUUUAAAAAUUUACUUGGAAUGCAGGGACCAAAUUGGGGUAUUCACAGCAAUUUCCUGCUGGAAUCUUUUAGAGCCCGGUGCAUUUCCUCCUCAUCCACAUUGCAGAAAACCUGGGCAAUUCUAAAUACUAAAUCUUGUUUAAGUUGCACCAGUUAUAUUCUAGCAGGAUAAUAACCACUAAAUGGAAACCAAUAAAGAAGUUUAAUAUUUAUGAAAUAAAUAACCAAACAUUAUUAUCUUCCUCUGAGGUACUACUUAUUUUCAGCUGUAACGUAAUAGUAAAUAGAACCCCAAUUUUCCAGGUGAGCAUUCUCUGACUAAAAGCCACUAACAUUAAUUCUUGUAAGUGGCAUGGGCUCAAAGCACUUUGUUUGGAAUGUCACUUUUCUCCUCAUUAAUGGCCUUGGGACCCUAGAAAUAAACUGCUGAUAAGCUAUCUUCCAUUUUGUCCUUAGCUCUGUGUUGGAAAUUGUCUCAAUGGCCCAGCAAGCAAAGACAGCCCCACAAAUAAAAUAUCUUUCCACCCUCAUCCAUGCUAAUGGCCUAUACAAAAAUUUAAUCAAGUUUCUCCUGCUGUACACUACUAUACUGCCACAGAAGUGGCAGAACCCACUGUUAAACAUGCAGUGAAAAAUUAAUUAUUUUAUCAUAAGGCCAGUUCCUCUAGGGAUUUGCACAGCAGCAUAUUAAUAUUCCUAAACACCCACCCACUGCUACAAGAGCCAUGUACCUAUAGCUGGCAAGUCAAAACAAUAUGUCAAAGCUUUUAAGGAUUACAUUUUAACACCUGAAUUUAACUUUAUGACUGUUAAUAAUAUGCUUCAUCUCUCACCUUUUCAAUGCUCCAGAUCAUUUAAUUAUACAAAGAAAUGUGUAGGAUUCAAUGUCAUCUCUAGGUUGCAGCCACGACGAUGUAGGGCAGGUAUGUUGAAUAGGUUGAUAUUUUCCUGUUUAUAUGUUUGGAUCUAAUUGUCUUCCUUAUCUACGUGUCCUUUCACGUGUCCUGUCCUUUCUCUUUGGUUUCUCUCAUUCUCCCCACUCGAUUCUGUCAUUUUUUUCCAUCCUGUUUCUUUCUUUCUCUCCCAUCCCCUGCACGUUUAAAACAUAAUGCAUAUUUAACAAUUUCAUAAUUUUCUAACUUAUAUAUGACAAUGGGUUUCAUGAGAGAAAUUGUAAGAAUCCAUUGUCAGUGGACUUGGCUCUCUGACUGCAUAAGUUGAUCAGAAGAGGAAUGUUAACAUCAUUGUAAUUAAGAAGCUGCAUCCUAGUUGUUGUGAAACUGCACUUGAUAUGUGAACUGAAUAAUCUUCAAUUGAUCAUGUACACUUCUCAAUGGAACUUGUAGCUUACUUGUUGUGGUUACCCCGCUUAAUUACAACAAGCAAAACCUUAAUCUGGAUCUAUUAAUCCACAGAACAGGUUUGAAGCUUACAUGUGGAUUUAAACCCACACUCUACCAGAACCAAACUGAGCCAAAUCACUUUCAUUCUGCAACAAUACUGUACCUCUUCAGUCUCCAGCUCAAGCUUCCUUAUUAACCAUUUUUACUGUGCCUUGUAAAAAUAUUCAGUCCUUUUUCCCCAGUAGAGCCCAAAAACAGAGAAAAACUAAACAUUCAAAAACUGAAAUGUCAGCAGUUCAGAAGUAUUCACCCCCAUUCACUCAGUACUUAUUUGAACCACCUCUUGCAGCUAUUACAGCCAAAAGUCUUUUGGGAUAAGUCUAAAUUAGCUUUACACAAUGUGAUGGAGCAAGACUUGCCCAUUCCUCCUUGCUCAAGCUGUGCCACUUUAGCAGGGGAGUGGCAGAAGACAGCUAUCCUGAGGUCUUGUCAGUGAUGUUUGAUUGGGUUAAGGUCGGGACUGACUGAGCCAUGCAGGCAUAUCAAUUUUCUUCAUUCGAAGCUACUCCAUAGAUGCUCUGGCAGUGUGCUUUGAGUCGCUUUCUUACAGAAAGGCAAACUUCCUCCCCAGUUUAAGCUUUCUGGCAGAGGCUAGCAGGUUUUUAUCCAGGAUCUCUCUCUAUUUAGCAGCAUUCAUCUUCCCAUCAAUCCUGAUCCGAAUUCCAGUCCCUGUUGCUGAAAAGCAUCCCCAUAAUAUGAUGCUACCUUCACCAUACUUUACAGUAGGGAAGGUGUUACCCGACGAAGGAUUAGAUUAACCCCACAAGUACUGCUUAGUGUUGAGGCCAAAAAGUUCAAAUUUAGUCUCAUCCAACCACAAAACCUUGUCCACAUCUUUACAACAUUUUCAAAUUAUGCUUUGUAGAGUCUUUAUGGACAAAGAUGUUUUUCUAUUUUAGCCAGGGCUUCUUCCUUGCUACUUUUUUUUUUGCAAAGCCGUAGAGGUUGUGGAGCCAUGAACUUCAUCUCCAGUUGCAGCCACUGACUUUUGCAGCUCACUCAGAGUGACUGGUGGCAUCCCGUUCGCCUCUCUUAUAAGUGCCAUUCUACUCCAGUGAUUAAAAAGACAGUGGUGUCCUGCCUUAGGCAGUGUGUUUUCCCACUUUUUCAUGAUGGACUGCACUGAACUCUGAGGUAAGUUCAGUGCCUUUGAAAUUGUACCCUUCCCCAGAUUUAUGCUUCUCUAUAAUCAUUUUCUGACUUAUCUUGAAUGCUCUUUUGUCUUAACUUUGGUUUGAUCUGUUGAAAAUUUUCCUUACUGUUGCACCUUACAGAGUUUAUUCUUAUUAAUUCAUUGAAAACAGGAGAUCCUCCAAUUUUCUACAUCAACAAACUGGGUGACUUGGUAAGGUAAUAUAUAGUAUUGCACCUGAGGAAUAUUAGCCUAGUAAUGACAAAGAGGAUGAAUACUUUUUCAGCCUCACAAUUUUGGUUUUUAAUUUUGAGUAAAUUAUUGACAGGUUUUAGAAUUUUUUUUGAUUUGAAAUGACGCACAUUGUCUUGUAGAUUAGCUUAAAAAUCCCUACUUCAAUAUAGUUUAAAUUUAGAAAAUGAGACAGUAAGAUGUGAAAGUAGUUGUGGGGGUUUUUCAAGGCAUUUUCCUCACUGCAAAACUUUACAGUCUACAUAAAUGCAAAGGUGAAUUUCUGUAACAACUAUUUAAAUGCCAAGCCAAGAGGUGCACAUUAUUUAUCAAUAGUUGUGACUAACUGGUAGUGACGUUUUUCUAUAUGUAUAUAUAGUUUAGCAGGAGUUGCAUUUUCUGUAUUUUUUCUAAACUGCACAUGUCCUUACCUGGUUUGUAAACCAGUAUUUGGUUACUUAACAGUACAUAUUUAACAAUGUAAUGUCUAUUUGAAACUGCAUAAUUAAAAGAAAAAUGACUGUUUUUUGUUA
Messenger RNA from Hypanus sabinus (Atlantic stingray), 8769 nucleotides. RefSeq names its product receptor expression-enhancing protein 2-like. Lineage: Eukaryota; Metazoa; Chordata; Chondrichthyes; Myliobatiformes; Dasyatidae. Bases 310 to 1119 code for a protein of 269 amino acids. Gene Ontology annotation, molecular function: microtubule binding; taste receptor binding. Gene Ontology annotation, cellular component: endoplasmic reticulum tubular network; cytoplasmic microtubule; endoplasmic reticulum membrane. The transcript is spliced from 8 exons. The record is from RefSeq and is a predicted model, not a curated record. Gene Ontology annotation, biological process: endoplasmic reticulum tubular network organization.